This is a messenger RNA of Pieris macdunnoughi, 531 nucleotides long. The record is from the annotation of a GenBank genome assembly. Lineage: Eukaryota; Metazoa; Arthropoda; Insecta; Lepidoptera; Pieridae.
AUGGCUUGUGAUAUUCUGCAAUCAAUUAAGAUAGAUAAUAAUUACAAAUCCUUUACUGAUAGAUAUUUUACCAAACGCUAUAUAAUUGACUUCAAUGGCAUUAAGAAUAAUGACAUUAUGAUUAUGUUCCAUUCAAAUAGAGUAGCGUUACUUUGUUUAGCUCCAAGCCAUUUCUUUUUUAAAAAUAAUAAUAAUUAUAAAUUGAACUUCUCUGUAGGAAAUAUAGAUAGAUUGAGUAAUACUGUUAAAGGCAAGAGUAAGAAGGGUGGGCAGAUGUUGACGCCUAAAUCCGUGAUUUGUAAAAUAGAUUAUGAAGAUGGCACAAGUUUUGAUGUCCCCAGUUGCAUGAAGAGUACCCUGAUAGAAGUAAAUGAGCAACUUGUCUCUGAUCCACACCUUCUCAGGAAGAAGCCAGAUGCCGAUGGAUUUAUUGCAAUAUUGUUGUCUAGUAUUGCAAUAUCAGAUGCAACUAAAAAUGAAUUGUUGUCUUAUGAGGAUUAUAUUAAAGUUAUUGAUAGAUUAACUAAAUAA